AUGUCUAUUUGGUGGAAUCUCCAUCUAUGCUGCGUUGUAGCUUUGCAUGUGUCGCUACACGUAAUAGCGCAACUUCAGCACAUAGAAACAGAUAUCGCAUCAAAUACAACACCAUCGAGCCUUAAAGUUGGACGUAUAAGGUUCGAGCGUGGUCCCUUUUAUUCCGAAAUUGGAGAAGUUGACGGCGCAUUCGCAUUCCGUACAAGCAACCUGCAACUUAAACUGACCCCUGAAACAUUCCAGUUCUUGGCAAAAUUGAAGUUUGAUGGGAAAAUAACAGUAGAAAAAGUCACAUCAGGUGAUGUUAGACAAUGGGUAUUGUGGAAGAUGGACCUGUUUGGCCCGAACCAGCCUAACGAAUGGAUGCCCGGGGAUAUAUCGCGUUGCGGGAGAUCGGCUGACUAUUUCCUAGGCGGCCCUUGCAAACUCUCGAAAGGACGUGUUAAUAGGUUCUAUUUCAACAUCCCCAGUCAUUCGGAAAUCAGAAUAACAGGGCGUGUUCACUUUUUUGACCGCUGGGAAGAAUCGCAUAACUGGUGUCGUACACUGAGUAACACGGAAUGCGUGAAGUAUGGCAUUGACAGUUGUGGGCAGGAGUAUCCUGACCGCCUUUCGGUGCACUACGACAUCUCUAUCCCUCAUAAGAAUGCCACAAUGGCACUGGAGUUUAACAGUACUUUGGACAGUGAACCCUGUCAAUCAUCUUGGGGCAUAGAUGAUGUCGCCUUAUUUUUAAGGUUGUCCUCACCUGAACAUUUUUAA
This is a messenger RNA of Babesia sp. Xinjiang, 762 nucleotides long. RefSeq lists its product as uncharacterized. The transcript has 5 exons. NCBI's taxonomy places the organism in Eukaryota, Apicomplexa, Aconoidasida, Piroplasmida, Babesiidae. The coding region runs from base 1 to 762 and encodes 253 amino acids. The record is from RefSeq and is a predicted model, not a curated record.